GGCCCGGCACUGCUCCCCUCGUUUGUCUGUGGGCUGAUCAGAGCCAGCCGUUCUCAGCAGCUGAUAGGAUUUGGGCCCUCUCGCUGGUGGAAGGGCAGAAGGGUUGGAGGGGCUGCUUUCCCGUGAGCUCCGUGUGCUUUUAAGCCACCGGUGGGCAAAACGGUGCUGCAAGGCGGCAGUGGGAAGGCAGGAAGGUGGAAAAAGUCGUGUUGUCCCAAUGGUGGCUGGCUUGCAUUUAGAAGCGAGAGAAUUGUUCAGAGUGAUUGCAGCAAUAGUGGCAGAGCGCUGUUAGAAGGGCCAGGUCCUGCCAGCUAGCUUUCUGCACCAAUGAGCGGAUUUAUUUGCUGCAGGAAGGUGUAUUGUUCUCGUGCCUGGUUCUUUGUGUUCUUCAGGUAAAGGCUUUUACAUAAGCUCGCACCACUGUAAUUUAUAUAGCAAUCAGCUGAGAAGCUUGUUGUUUUUAUGGUCUUCAUUUCUAUAGGGUGUAGACUGACCUGGUUGUGACUUUAUGAUAUAGGGCUGAAGAGGGGCAGUGUCCUGCAAGAAACUGCUUGUGGUUGAUUGAUGUUUUGCUUGGUGUUGCAGAAGCUUUUUCUGUGUGCCUGAAAGAAUGGCAGAUCCUCUGCUGGAGGGACAAACGCAGGAAGCUGACUCCUGGCAGCAUAUGAUCAUAAGAGUCCGGUUUCCCUUUUGUGGAAGUUCCUGUCUUGGUUUUCUGAGGAAAUCCAUCCUUAAUUUCUUUCUGACUUCUUUUUUUUCGGCUGAACUGUGGUAGAUCAGGUGUUCCCUAAUGGCCAGCAGCUCUGACACCAGCAGUGAUCUUUGUCACUGAAUCUGGCGCAGUUCAAACCAGAUUCUCUUUUCCUGUUUUUCCCUGGUUUGCAGUACAGCCGUUGUCUGGCCAGACAAAGUACAAGGAUCUAUUGAGGAAGCUGCUUGUUCAGUGAGAACUGAAGCUUGACGGGAAGGGGCUCGGCUCAGGCAAAAUCAUGCGGGUGAUUCUGCAAAGCAAACGUGCCAGAGCUCUCUGAAGACAAAUUUUGCUGUCAGACUGACUACUGGAGAGUAUUUUCAAGGGCUUUUUGGGCUUUUAAAGACUUCACAAAGGCUCGAGUCAUUUUAAAUACUUAGAUCUGUAGGGGAAAGGAGGGAGCUGUGGGAAAAUGAAAGACUCUUUUUGUAGUGCUGAGGGAGCACUUGCCUGGAUACUUUGCUCUUUUACAGAUAUAGUAAGGGAAAGGCAGUGUGACCCGCAGUACUAAUACAGUGACUAAUACCAAUGAGUGCUUCUUUUCAACUACCCUUACUCUGAAUUCAUAAUGGAAAGACAAAAAUCUUCACUGUAGUUUCAAGGAGCCUAUGUAAUUCAUUCUCUAACUAUGCAAAGAAUAAAUGGGGUUUUGUCACUAAUUAUUUCCUAUCCUUUUCUGGUCUAGCUAGGCAGCAAUGGCAGGUGAGGACUGUGUAAGAAAACGCCCGUCUGGCUCCACCACAACCUACAAGAGCCCUGAGAAUGAAGAAGCGCAGAGAAGACCUGAUGGUGAGAGAUCCUUCCAAAACUCCAGCAAUGCAAUUGAAGCCAGUUUUCAUGAAGGAGGUGGACAGUCACUUCACAGAGUUUGUGAACAGUUUGGUGGCGAAGUCAGCACUCCUGGAUUCCUCAUCUUCAGCUUCCCCUUUCCCAGCUUCCUGCUCUGAGAAGGAGCUACACAAAGCCAAGGCCUUGAGAGCCCCUCCAGAACAUGGGAAGAUCUUCACUGCCAGGAGGUCCCUCUUGGAUGAGCUAUUUGAAGUGAGUCACAUCAGGACAAUCUACCACAUGUUCAUCGCUCUUCUCAUCGUCUUCAUCCUCAGCACGCUUUUGGUAGACUUCAUUGAUGAAGGAAGGCUGGUCCUUGGGUUUGAUCUCUUGGUCUACGUUUUUGGAAAGUUUCCAGUCGUCUUCCAUACUUGGCUGUGCAUGUUCUUUGCCACAGUUAUCAUUCCAUACGGCCUUUUCUUCCAGUGGGCCCAAGGUUACCGCAGUUCCUCCCAUCGUGUAAUCUACUCUCUCUUCUAUGGGACGUUGUUCACGCUCUUCCAAACCUUUGGGCUUGGGAUUGGGCCAACUUAUGUUGCUAUAUCACAUGCCCUGCCUCCAGCUUCCCGUUUUAUUGUAAUUCUGGAACAGGUUCGUCUUGUUAUGAAGGCUCAUUCAUUCGUCCGUGAGAAUGUACCCCGAGUCCUGUCUUCUGUAAAGGACAAGUCUAGCUCAGUACCUAUUCCUAGAAUUUCUCAAUACUUGUACUUCCUCUUUGCUCCCACCCUCAUCUAUAGAGACAGCUAUCCCAGGAAUCCUAUGGUAAGAUGGGGCUACGUAGCUACCAAGUUUGCACAGGUGCUUGGUUCGCUUUUUUAUGCCUACUACAUCUUUGUGAGGCUCUGCAUUCCUCAGUUUCGCAACAGUAGUCAAGAAACCUUUAAUCUUCGAGGGCUGGUCUUGUGCAUCUUCAACUCAAUUCUGCCAGGGGUACUGAUUCUCUUCCUGGUCUUCUUUGCCUUCCUUCACUGUUGGCUUAAUGCGUUUGCUGAGAUGAUGCGCUUUGCAGAUAGGAUGUUUUACAAGGACUGGUGGAACUCCACAUCCUAUGCAAACUACUACCGAACUUGGAACGUGGUAGUGCAUGACUGGCUCUAUUACUAUGCCUACAGGGACUUCCUCUGGUUUUUUGGUAAGAAGUUCAAAGCUGCAGCUAUGCUGUCCGUCUUCACAGUAUCGGCUGCUGUGCAUGAAUACGUUCUGAGCAUCUGCUUCGGCUUCUUCUACCCAGUUCUCUUUUGCCUGUUUAUGUGCUUUGGAAUGCUCUUUAACUUCAUCCUUAAUGACCGUCGGAAGGGGCCCAUCUGGAAUGUGAUCAUGUGGACAUCCCUCUUUCUGGGCCAAGGUGUCAUCAUCUGCCUCUACAGCCAGGAGUGGUACGCCCGCCAGUACUGUCCUGCAGAAAAUCCACCGUUCCUGGACUACUUAAAGCCUCGCUCGUGGUCGUGUCACAUGCAGAUGUAAAAACUUGUACGCUCUGGCCGUGCCAUCACAGAAGAACAGAGUUUCCUCCAAGUAUUUGGACCAUUGACUGAUUCACUGCAGACUUUUUCUAAGGGAAUUUUUGUCUCCUGAUUAUUUGGGAGAAACUGUAACUUUUAAAAACAUUACUGAGGCAACCCAGUUGAACUGGAUUGCACCAGGCUUCACAGGCAGCAUCCAUUAUGUGCUGUCCCUCUUUGAGCCGUUUCCAUGCCAGUGAAACAAUGAGCUGAAGGUGGAGUCUACUGGAAUCCUACUUGUCCAGGGGUCCCCCAAGUGGCUGCUCUUCUGGGCAGCAGUUCAGUCACAUCUGCUAGUAGCUCAUGGUUGGCUUCCGUCCAUCUUCCUCAGUCACCCCUUUACAGUUUUUUCUCCUUUCUGGUAAUGGGAUGUCUACGGAAUUUCUAUUCUUUGUGAUCUUGUCCGUUGCUAUGCCACGGAUGAGUGACGGAGCGACAAGUUGUUUGCCUCCUUGCUGUGAAAAUAGCCAAAGCAUUCCUGGAUGGCUUUGAACUGCAUUUUAUGUAUGUUGGCUGCCUAGGGAUUUCAAAUGGGCAGAGGAGGAGGGUGUUGUCUCUUUGUGGAUCGCUGGAGAAUCAACUCUUUCUAUGUUCAGAAGCAGGGCACAGUGUGUGAAGUUUGUCUUUCUUUUUUAAAUGGCAAAUCUAAGUUUUCUCUCUAUUUAAGUUCGUAGCUGACUUUACAGCAUUUUUGUCCUCUGAAAGCCCUUGUGACUUUUGAAGAAUAGAUUGUUUCUUGUAGCUCUUCCUUUCUGUUGUGCACAGAUAAUGAGAUUUUUUAACACAAUUUACUUAAGAGCUUUUUCUUUUAACUUGGCAGAUGCUUUAAGGUAUACAAAUUAAGGCUUUCUGUAGUGAGAAAGGUUUGAAAUACUAUGACUGAACUGUAAGAAAAAAUGUAAUUGGCUUUACAGGUACAUAGUGCGUUCUCAUUUGAAAAGACUAUGUUGGGUUCUUUACCAGCACGUCAUGGUGCCCCUUGCCAACAGGUACUGUAUCAGCCUCUAUCACUGUCAGUGGGGAAUUGGGGUUGACCCAGCAGCUGAAGUCAGAGCUGCUUUUGCCUCUGCUUGUGUCUGCUCUUGUCAGUGAGAUUUUCAGGUAAGAUCAGUUUUCUAGGUAUUGUUCUCCUGCAUCUGAAGAGGUAGGACACCUUCCCAUAGACACUGCUAAAAGGAGAAGCAUAGUGAAUUUGGUCUUUCAGUACGUAUUUAUAACAGCAGCUAUCCUAUCUGAAUUAGGCAGAACCCUUUCAGCUUCCUUGCUCUGUCAGAUAUUAAGCACAAAAGGGAACUUACAUAGUAUUUGGGUAUGUAUCUGUUUUUCUGAAAUCACAGCUCUCGUUGUUGGAGAAGGAGAGUAACUUGGUAGUUUCCUUGACUUUGGUCAUGGGGAGUCUCUUCAUUACUCAGAUGUUCUUACUUGACACUUCUCAGCAACAGCUUUUCCUUGCUGACCUACAACCUAGUUACUAGAUACCAACAGUAUUGGAACUCGUGGACUUGUCUCCCACUUUAACGUCCUUUGGGCUUCUAUUUGUAUUAACCUGAGUCAAAAGUAAAUUCAUGAGAGCUAGGUGAUACUUAAACUCUUCCAGGUUUUGAGUUUCCUGGAAGAGGAAAUGCUGUGCUUCAGAAGGAACGUUGUGUCAGGCCAAAUUUGCCAAACUGGAGACUUGCAUGUGGUGUUCUCUAAAAACAUCUAUGAUAACUUGUUUGUUGAAACAGUUGAGUUGGUUUAAUGAAAGCAGUUUGCGUAUGUAACCAAACUUGGCAGCAUUAGUAUACAAAAUCCCAAGAAUGAAAUACAUUACUUUUAUCUUGUUCAGUCUAAACAAUCCUCAGUCUUUCUUCCUCUUUCUGUUUUGAGAGGAAGGGAUAGAAGUGAUGGAGCAACUAAACAGUCACUCUCAAAUCAGCUUCCUUCUUAAAACCCAAGGAAAGCGUGAACAAAAGCAAACAAACUCUUUGACCAAACAGUUCUUUCACUUGCUUAAUACAGGAUAAAAUUCACUUUAGAGUUGAUGUUCAAAACACUUACGUACAGAUAUGAUUGCACUCCAACAGGGUGUGAUGGUUUUGGAACUCAAUUUUUAUUUCUUGAUGCCUGUGUCAAGUCUUGCUGCUAUCUCGGUGUUCUCAAAAGAGAUAAAAUCCUGGCACUUUGUGCCAAGUUGUGGUGUUGCCCUUGCAGCUGGCACUGUGUCAUAUCCCUAAUGAAAAAAUAUCAGCGUUUUCUGGGUCAGCGUCCUUGGUGUUGGAAGCCUGGGGGUUUGAGCAUCUGGCAAGCAAAAGGCAGCAAGGAUGCGGUGCUCAGCUGUUGGCGCUGGUCUGAAGUUUUUUUGACAGGUUAAGGUUUUCAGCCUUGUAGAUCAAGGCAUCUCGCAACUGUGCUGUCAGGGAAUUAUUUUCAAUUUCAAAGGGUUUUUUAAUUGCUUUGAUUAUAGGCUUACAUCCAUUUUUCUGGAGGGGGGAAUACUGAGUCCUUUGCACGUUUCCUGUUUAAUUCGUCUGUUAUAGUAUGUUUGUUUGAAAAGAGUUUUCUUAGACCAUGAGUACCAGAGCUAGUGGUAUGGUGUUCUGGUCAAGUAAGUGAAUAUUAAAGUUCAUAACCUGCCCUUUUCAAAUUUCUAAUGGUA
Messenger RNA from Numida meleagris (helmeted guineafowl), 5719 nucleotides. RefSeq names its product sterol O-acyltransferase 1 (gene SOAT1). Gene Ontology annotation, molecular function: cholesterol binding; fatty-acyl-CoA binding; cholesterol O-acyltransferase activity. Gene Ontology annotation, cellular component: endoplasmic reticulum membrane. The transcript has 14 exons. Gene Ontology annotation, biological process: cholesterol efflux; cholesterol metabolic process. NCBI's taxonomy places the organism in Eukaryota, Metazoa, Chordata, Aves, Galliformes, Numididae. The coding region runs from base 1514 to 3043 and encodes 509 amino acids. The record is from RefSeq and is a predicted model, not a curated record.